GUGCGUUGGCAAGGGCCUCGAAAAUGUCUCUUUCUUGUUGCGGUCAAGCGAGUGAGUGAGUAUAAGUGGUGAGUGAAUCGAUGGAUGUGUUUUCAUAUUAUCUACUACGAGUGAUCAAGUUCUAAUCGAAUUGCGUAGAAAAGUCGGUCGUGAUUAUUUCGAUAAUAAGCCUAAUCCUUGCGAAGAUUAAUCAGGAGUGUCUCGGUGUUGUUACCAGUUGAGGAGCGAGCCUUCUGCGACUACUGUGAAGUGUGAUGUGUGGUGUGGCCCAUACCUACAUACCCAUUUCAAUUCAGCAAAUCGUCACCAUCAGAGUAACCCGCAUAAGCAGAAGCAACAUCAUCUAGAUCUAGUGUAGUGACCAGUGGUCAGUCCAGGUCUGCUCUGAUCAUUACACAUUUGUGCAAGUCCUAGUCCAAGUAGGCAGCAUCAGUGCAGUGACACUAAAUGGUAAGGCUACUUCGAUCAAGUCACGAACAUAGGCGCAGCAUAUCGCUGUAGGAAAGAAAGUGCAACUAUUCACGAAAAUGGUGACUGAUCAGACAUAUUGUCUUGGUGGUUCGAAGAAGGGAAAAUAGGGAAUAGAAAGGUGAGUCAGUGCAUGACGAACAGAAGCUAAAGGGAGGACAACAGAAAAGUGUAGACAUAGAGAGAAAAAGUGUGCGAUGAGCAAAGAGGACACUGACGACGGAAAGUAGAGUGUGGGGUACCCUCCUACGUAUAGAGGUACUGGUUUCAGCAGCCUCAGACAAUCUUUCGUCGUUCUUUAGUGGUGGAAAAUUGCUGCCCUGGACGAAAAGCAUAUCGUGAACACAAAGUGUCGAAAGUGAUACACUUUCAGUUUCAUUUGGGAUAAGGUGGAUUAAGAACAUGGGGCGAAUCGAUAGCAAACGAGUUCUGGAUACGUAUUAAGUAAUUCGAAGAAGUAAAUGAAAACAGUGAACUUGAAACCAGAAGGAAAUCAAUUCGACGAGAAUCGAAAGUGGAGAGUGAAAAGCAGUGAUAGUCGAGGGGUGGGCGGGCUUUGAACUAUCAUCAUACAAGAAGAACAGGAACUAAGUGACACAGACGAUGGCCCACUUCCGGAAGCAUCCCGAGGUGAACGUCCUCGGACAUUUGGUCAGCCGGCAGCUGGGUGACAAUGUGGACAACUUUCGGAACAAUCUGUUCCACGAGCGACUGCGGAUCGCCAGGAACCUCUACAAGAAGGACCUGGUGUCGCACUACGGUUGUGUCAACGCCAUCGAGUUCAGCCAGGAGGGUGAACUGCUCGUUUCCGGUGGGGACGACCGCCGUGUGCUGCUAUGGCACGUGGACAAAGCCAUCCUGGAGAAGGAUCUCCCGGUUGCCAUGAACAAGCAACACUUGAGCAACAUAUUCUGCCUGGGACUUGACUCCCGCAACCAUCGGAUCUUCUCCGGGGGCAACGAUGACGUGGUCAUCGUCCAUGACACACAAACGUCGAAUCCGUCGAUGUGUUCCUGGCACAGCAAACCGGUCUACGGCCUGUCGAUCGAUCCCUCGAACGAAAGCGUGUUCGCCACGGCCGGCGAGGACGGCAAGAUUUUGAUCUUCGAUCUGCGGGACAGUUCGGAUGUGAUGUGCGUUUCGAGAUGCCGCUCGCCAUACCACGCCGUAAUGCACCAUCCCUACGAUAAGGGGUUCAUCGUGACGGCCAACGCCAAGGAGGGUGCGGCCCUGUGGGAUCUGCGAUCACCGAAACUUCCGACCAUUCGAUACGGAGGGGAGAAUGCCGCGCAGAGCUGUAUGAGCGUGCGGUUCAACAGCUUGGGGACGCAAGUGCUGGCACUGAGGAGACGUCUUCCACCGAUAUUGUAUUCGACGGGUUCAGCGGAACCUAUCUGCCAGUUCUACCAUCAGGAUUACUACAAUUCCUGUACGAUGAAGAGUUGUUGCUUCGCCGGGGAGAACGAUCAGUUUGUACUAUCCGGGUCGGACGAUUUCAACUUGUAUGUGUGGCGAGUGACGGACGCGGAUGUUACGGAUACCGAUCAGUGGGUCGAUCAAAAUCAGAUGGUCCUGUAUGGGCAUCGAUCGAUUGUGAAUCAGGUGCGGUAUAACCCACAGAAGUGCUUGAUCGCGUCGUCCGGCGUGGAGAAGAUCGUUAAGCUGUGGACGCCAUUUGAGCUGAACACGUGGCGUGGGAGUUUAACCGAGGAAGCCACGGGUCCAGAGAAUCCAGAGAAAGUGUUCACCAACGAGGAAUACAUUUCGUUGAACAUGACCCACGAUUACAGUCAUCAAUCGACGAUGGAAGAUCCCAGGAUGAUGGCAUUCUUCGACUACCUUGUACAGCAGGAGAUCGAAGGAUGGAAUACCGAGACUUUCGGAUCAGACAUCGGAGCACAGUUCGGACGAGAAUGAGUCAUCUCGUCCGGAUACGACGCAAACCUCCGAUACGGAAUCGGUUCAGAACUAUAUUCCCCUGAGGGGUCAACAGCCGAACCGGAGAGGCGACGUGGCCCAACGGACAAAGUAUCGCAACCGGAUUGCGUAUCUCAUUGCCACCAAACGGAAUCGGUUGAAACGCCUGGCGUUGAAAACGGCAAACACUAGGGCUCCGAAUCGCAGGACGAUCACAAAGGCCAAGUACGGAUUGCGGAAUCAACCUAAGCGACCGGGAUUGGGGGCGUUGCGUACCACGAGGAAGGGCAUCGGCAAAACGGAAUCGACGGCUCAGUACCAGCAAG
This is a messenger RNA of Aedes aegypti (yellow fever mosquito), 2711 nucleotides long. Its product is annotated as DDB1- and CUL4-associated factor 5. Gene Ontology annotation, biological process: negative regulation of fatty acid biosynthetic process. The record is from RefSeq and is a predicted model, not a curated record. Gene Ontology annotation, molecular function: protein binding. Gene Ontology annotation, cellular component: cytoplasm; Cul4-RING E3 ubiquitin ligase complex. NCBI's taxonomy places the organism in Eukaryota, Metazoa, Arthropoda, Insecta, Diptera, Culicidae.